Messenger RNA from Poecilia reticulata (guppy), 4771 nucleotides. RefSeq names its product laminin, gamma 2 (gene lamc2). The record is from RefSeq and is a predicted model, not a curated record. Lineage: Eukaryota; Metazoa; Chordata; Actinopteri; Cyprinodontiformes; Poeciliidae. Gene Ontology annotation, cellular component: basement membrane. Gene Ontology annotation, biological process: axon guidance; animal organ morphogenesis; tissue development.
UGAAAAUGUUUGAUUUUAAAUGUUUUAUUGAAAAUUCCGGCACUCUUUUGUUUGUUUCCUUUUACUUCCUAUGGUUGACAUUUUAUGUCAGUUUGUCCUGAUUUUCCUGUUUUUGUUUUCUUUCUUGCAGACAUUUAUUUCUACCUUUGAUGAUCCUGCAGGAUGUGGAGAAACGGACAGAUUAGGGAUUAAAUAAUCAGAUUAUUUCCAUUUUGGCUGGAGCCUCCCUGCUGGUUCUGACCUUUCUGCAGAGCUCAGCUGCUGCAUGUUUACAGCAAACAUCUGGACCUUCAUCUGUCUGACAGAGACGCUAUUGUCCAGCUCUGUGAGGCGUCUCUGUCCCCUGUCUGUCUGUCUCUCUCUCUCUGUCCCCUGUCUGUCUCUCUCUCUGUCUCCCCCCUCCCCGUCAUUUCCUCUGCCUCUCUCUGAAUCACAGGUGAGUCAGCGGCGGCGGCGGCGGCAGAAUGUGCAGCGUGCUCAGACCUGCUGCAGGACAGCAGAGCGGUUAAAACACGGCUCUCGCUCGCCCAGAACCAGAACUUUCUGCUGGAUCCACCGACAUGCAGAGCUGCUGGGUUUUACUCUGCGUGGUUCUGGCUGCUCUGGGCUCGGUCCAGACCUCCUACUCGGACCCCCGCUGUGAGUGCGGCGGCCGGGCGCGGCUCUGCCAGCGGGACGCCUCUGGCCUGCGCUGCCUGGACUGUCAGGGAAACACGGAGGGUCGGCACUGCGAGCGCUGCAAGGACGGAUUCUACCAGCAGGGGGCGCGGCUGAGCUGCACGCCCUGCAGCUGCAACCCCGCAGGUUCUGUUGGCAACACGUGUGACAGCAGGGGGCGCUGCAGCUGCAAGGACGGCGUCUCUGGAGACAAAUGUGACCUUUGCCCCGACGGCCCGGUGGGAGCGGACGGCUGCAGGAGCAGGCGCCAGGAAAGAGAGGAUUCUGGGAGUUUGGCUCCGCCGUGUUUCUGUUACGGACACAGUGAGCGAUGUUCUGCUCGGCCCGGUUUCUCCGUCCACAACGUUUCCUCCACCUUCAGCUCAGGUCCAGACGGCUGGACGGCGGCGACGGUCCAGCGCACGACUCCUCAGGACGUUCUGUUCCGCUGGUCGCCCAAACACCAGGACCUGGAGGUCAUCUCCAAACAAAGCCUGCCCACUUACCUGUACGCACCAGACGUUUACCUGGGGAACAAGCUGCUGAGCUACGGCCAGAACCUGUCCUUCUCGCUGCGUUUGGACCGCGGCGUUCGCCACCCGUCCACCAGCGACGUCGUCCUGGAGGGCGGCGGCCUGAGAGUGGCAGCGGCGCUGGGGGACCUGAGGGCCGUCGUCCCCUGUGGGAAGAAGAUCAGCUACACCUUCAGGCUGGAUGAGAAAAGCAGCAGCAGGUGGAAACCUCAACUUUCCUCAUUCCAGUUCCAGAAGCUCCUCCAGAACCUGACGGCCAUAAAGAUCCGGGCUACGUUCGGAGAGGAUGGACGCGGUUACCUUGACAACGUGAACCUGGUUUCGGCUCGGCGUGGGGACGGCGCCGCGGCCGGCUGGGUCCAGACCUGCACAUGUCCACCAGGAUACGAGGGCGACUUCUGUGAGCGCUGCUCGCCCGGGUUCCGGCGCCGGACGCCGUCAGCCGGGGCCUUCAGCGCCUGCGAGUCGUGCAGCUGCAGGGGCGGCAGCUGCGACCCCCAGACCGGAGACUGCUACUCCGCCGACGAGACGCCCGGCGAGCGGAGCUGCUCUGAGGGUUUCUACAGAGACCAGCAGGGCAGCUGCGAGCGCUGCCCCUGUCCGGACAGGACGUCCUGCUCGCUGCAGGCCGGAGCGCUGGAGCCUCAGUGCCUCCGCUGUCCGCCGGGAACCAUCGGGUUUUACUGCGACACCUGUCGGGAGGGUUUCUAUGGCGACCCGGCAGGCCUGCGAGGCGCGCAGCGACCCUGCAGACCCUGCAGCUGCAACGGCCACAUCGACGCCAACACGGCGGGAAGCUGCGACCGCUCCAGCGGAGAAUGCCUGAGGUGUUUGGACAACACGACGGGUCGGUUCUGUGAGAGCUGCCUGCCCCGGUUCUACCGCAACCCGUCCGGCACCGCCUGCAAACCCUGCAGCUGCAACAUCCUGGGCUCAGAGGACGACCGGUGCGACGCGGCCGGCCGCUGCCGCUGCCGACCGGGCUUCCAGGGUCCGAGGUGUGACCGGCCCGACUGCCCCACCUGCUUCACCCCCGUCAGGAAGAAGAUGGAUCUUUACUCCAGCAAACUGAAGGAGCUGGAGCUCCUGUUCUCUGAACCGGGUCGGGUUCCGACCAACCGGGCCGAGAUGGAGGCGGCUCUGAGAGCGAUGGAGAGUCUGAUGAAGAACCUGCAGCAGGACGCCGAGCAGCUGACGGAUCAGGAGAAGAUGCUGCAGACUCGCCUGUCGACCAUCAGCAGCCGUCAGCUGACCGAAGAGCAGCAGGUCCAGAACAUCUCACAGACGGUCAAACGCGUCAGAGAGCAGCAGCAGACCUUCAAGUCCAAAGUGCAGGAGGUCGAGACGCUGAUCGGAGCCAUGAAGAAACUUCUGGACGAGGCAAAAACCAGAAUCCAGUCCGUGGAGCUUCCUGUCCGCGAUGAUCCGCUGCCUUCAGGCUCGCUGUCCUCGCUGGUGCAGCAGGCGACGGGACUGGCUGAUGGACACAAGAUGGCGGCCGACUCCGUGGAGCAGACGGCCAACGAGGCUCUGAGCGACUCCAAGCAGAGUCUGAAUCUGAUCCGGACUCUGAUGAACAAGGAGAACAAAGUCAAGGAGCUGAUUGGAGAUCUGCAGGAUCUAUACGAUAAAACCUCAGCAGAUGUGAAGAGCUUGGAGAAGCGAGCAGGAAGUCUGAGUGACGACGCCAAACAGGAGAGCAAGAUGGCCGACGGCAUGCUGAAAGACAUUUCCAGGCUGGAGAAGAACCUCCCGUCGUCGAUGAAGGAUGCUGUGGAUGCCAUGGCAACCAGGCUGGACGCCCUGAAGGUGGCAGCGCAGAAGAACAUGUCCGCCGUGGACGAUCUGCUGGGCGCUGUGGAGGACGACCGGACCGACGCCGAAGACCUGUUGGAUCAGGGACAAACCGCCCAGCAGGAGUUCAACAAGCUGCUGGACCGGGUCAGAACCGCUGAGGCUGAAACCAACAAGGCUCUGCGGAGCGUCGGCCCCAACAACGACCUGGACGACACCCUGAGCACCCUGAGAGGUUUCGACCAGCAGAUCAGCGACAGCAAAGCUGAAGCCGAUGAAGCCAUCAAGCGUCUUCCGAACAUCGACAGCACCAUCCAGGAGGCUGUGGGUAAAAACAGCUGGGCCCAGUCGGUUCUGGACGCGGCGUCCAAAGAUCACGACGAGGCGAUGGGAAACAUCAACGCGCUGGACGGCCUGGCUAAAAACCUCCAGAACACGGCCGGGUCGCUGCUGGACGCUGGCGGUUUGGUGAGCGAAGCCGACAAACUGAACCAGGAGGCCAAGAAGCUGAAGGCCGGAGCGGAGCAGACGGCCGAGGCUCUGAGGGACGGGCUGACGGAGGCGGAGGACCUGGCUGCUGGAGCCCAGGAGGCGGCUGCUGGAGCCACCGCGGCGCUCGCCAACGCCAAGCAGUGCAAAGACGCCGUUCAGGAAACGCUGAGAUCCGUCAGCAACAUGCUGGCCAACCUGAACUCCGGAGACGUUGUGGACGAGGAGCAGCUGCGGAGGCUGGAGGAGGCUCUGGGCCGGGCCGAGGCGGAGGUUCUGGUCCGCCUGCGGCCGCGGCUGAACGACAUGGAGGACGAGGAGGAGGCGCAUCGGCGCCGCCUCACCGCCAUCAACGCCGACAUCGACAGCAUCCUGAGGGACAUCGCCAACCUGGAGGACAUCCGGGACAGCAUCCCUGCUGGCUGCUACAACACGCCACCCAUCGAGGAGCCCUGAGCCGCAGGGCAGCAGGGGCUGGGGGUCAGGGGUCACAGGUCGGGGUCUGGGGUCACAGGUCGGGGGUCACAGGUCGCACGCUUCAGACGCUCCAGAAACGGGAACGGCUUUCCUCCUCCUGGGAGUUUCCAUCUGCUGGUGUUCAUAUCAAACCCUCCUGAGGAACCGGUUCUGGUCCGGCUCUGGAACCGGUUCUGGUCCGGCUCGGUCGGUCCACUCUGCUCAUUUUAGUGUUCAGAUUAUUUUUCUACAAAAUAAAUAAAAACCCCUGGAGAACCGGCUGACGUCGUUUAUAUAUUUUAUUAUUUUACAAUCGGAUGUUUGUAAGUUUAUUAUAUUAACUUUUACAUAAAUUCUGCAUUAUUUAACAAUCCACAGUUUCAAACUUUAAAGUUUUAAAUUGAAUUCGUCCAGCCAGUCAUGUGUAACCAUGGAAACGGUGGUUGUCAUGGCGUGUAACCAUGGAAAUGGUGGUUGUCAUGGCGUGUAACCAUGGAAACGGUGGUUGUCAUGGCGUUUCUUAGUGGUCAGGUUGUUUAUUAAACCUUUUUGUUUCAGUAUUUAUGUGAAUAAGGAGAGAAAACAUUUUAAUUUCUCCACUUUCUGCAGGUUGUGGAAACGUUUCCAUGAAUUUAUAGAUUAUUAACAGAUUAUUGUUGCUCCCUGAUGAUCAGUGUCGGAUACAUUUCUUUAUCUUUUCUGUAUUUAUACUUGUACAGAUUCAUAUUUUUUUGCUGAUAUAAAAAAUGUUUAUUAGUUUUGUUACAAAACAUGUUGGAACGACAGAAAUAUUAAUCUUCCUUAUUGAUUUCUAAUAAAAUCAACUUCAAAUCUUUGUUUAA